Suillus plorans is the source of this 1383-nucleotide messenger RNA. RefSeq names its product membrane dipeptidase-domain-containing protein. Gene Ontology annotation, biological process: proteolysis. Lineage: Eukaryota; Fungi; Basidiomycota; Agaricomycetes; Boletales; Suillaceae. Gene Ontology annotation, molecular function: metallodipeptidase activity. Bases 1 to 1323 code for a protein of 440 amino acids. The record is from RefSeq and is a predicted model, not a curated record. The transcript has 10 exons.
AUGAACGGUCACGGUGAAACCGAACCUCUAAUUCCAAACGAUGAGACAGUGCAACGGAACUCUCGCACACUUCGCAACCGCGCAGUUGUCUGGUCUGUGCUGACUGCUUUUCUCAUUGCUGUUGGAGUCGUCGCACUGGUUGAUCCAAGCUUUGUAAGCGAUAUUGGACUGUCGUCGGGAAAGUUGCCCCGGGAUCCUAAGCUUGCAGCACAGCGUGUGCUCGACAUUGCUCCGGUCAUCGAUGGCCACAUUGAUCUUCCUAUGGUCGCUCGCUUCGUCUGGCGCAACAACGUCACCGAUGUUCCUCUUGACGGUCAAAUGCCCAUGCAUGUGGAUAUCCCACGUCUGAGGGAAGGGAAAGUUGGAGGCUUCUUUUGGUCUGUAUACGUGGGUUGUGCAAAGCCUGAAGAUGAGGGCGCCGAUUUCUUAACGGCUACCUGGCGCGUCCGAGACACCCUCGAGCAGAUUGACGUUGCAAAGGGCCUGAUAUCGAAAUAUCCUAACGAUUUUGCAUACGCUGUCAGCGCAAGUGGCAUCAAAUCGGCAAUAAGAGACCGCAAAAUUGCAAGCAUUCUAGGUGUUGAGGGUGCACAUCAACUAGGGAACUCUAUUGCCGUCCUCCGCCAGUACUACGAGCUUGGGGUUCGCUACGUAACUCUGACCCACACUUGUCACAACGCUUUCGCUGACUCCUGCGGUUACUUGAUACCGAGCGUCCCGCGACACUAUGGCCUCAGCCCUCUUGGCUUCAGGCUCGUGGAGGAGAUGAACAGACUUGGAAUGCUUGUUGAUCUAUCUCAUACUUCUGACAUGACUGCAACGCAAGCCUUGCUGCAUUCCAAGGCACCAGUCAUCUGGUCCCAUUCAUCUGCCAGAGCCAUUCACGAUGUUGCCCGCAAUGUGCCCGACGAAGUGCUUAGUCUCGUCGGUUUCGGCGAGGGGCAAAGAGAUGCCGUUGUUAUGGUCAACUUCAAUGGCCCAUUUGUUGCUGCCGACGGCGAGGCCGAUAUUGAAGCCGUUGCUGAUCACAUUGAGCAUAUUGCCAAAGUUGCUGGAGUGAAACACGUCGGGAUCGGGAGUGACUAUGAUGGGAUUGAAGUCACUCCGACAGGACUCGAGGACGUUUCAAAGUAUCCUGCUCUGAUCGCUGAGUUAUACCAACGCGGAUGGAGAAAGCAAGAUCUAGCUGGGCUCACUGGGGGAAAUUUCCUGCGGGUGUUUGAGGGUGCAGAGAAAGUGGCCAAAGAAUUAAAGGCUGCAGGAACCUUGCCAAAAUAUGACAUAUACGAAAAGAGAGAAGACUUGCCCCCCAGGGAGCUUUGAUAUAUUCAGGGAUGUGUGGUACGUCCAUCCGCAUAACUAUCUGGAUUCCUUCCAGCUUCG